This is a messenger RNA of Lachancea dasiensis, 1044 nucleotides long. The record is from the annotation of a GenBank genome assembly. Lineage: Eukaryota; Fungi; Ascomycota; Saccharomycetes; Saccharomycetales; Saccharomycetaceae.
AUGGAAGGUGUAUUUUUUAACGUGGAUAACGGUUUUAUCGAAGGUAUUGUGCGAGGUUACAGGAACGGGCUUCUGACCAGUAAUCAGUACAUCAAUUUGACCCAAUGUGAUACUUUGGAGGACCUCAAGCUACAGCUCUCCUCAAGUGACUACGGAAACUUUCUUUCCUCGGUUGCCUCAGAUGCUCUUACGACAUCCAUAGUACAGGAAAAGGCUUCCGAAAAACUAUACCAAGAGUUUCAGUACAUCCGCGAUCAGUCCAGCGCUGUGGCGAGAAAAUUUCUCGACUACAUCACCUACGGUUACAUGAUCGACAAUGUCGCUCUGAUGAUUACCGGUACCAUCCAUGACCGUGACAAGGCAGAGAUUUUGCCUCGUUGCCACCCCCUGGGUUGGUUCGACACGUUGCCUACACUCACUGUUGCAACAGACUUGGAAUCGUUGUACGAAACGGUUUUGAUCGACACCCCGUUGGCUCCUUAUUUCAGAGAUUGUUUUGAUGCCGCUGACGAGUUAGAUGACCUAAAUAUCGAGAUCAUCAGAAACAAGCUGUACAAAGCCUAUUUGUCGGAUUUCCAUGAUUUUGUGUCUACUCAAAUUGACGAACCCGCAAGGGAAGUCAUGCAAGAAUUAUUGAGCUUCGAAGCCGACAGAAGAGCUAUCAAUAUCUCGUUGAACUCCUUGCAGAGCGGAGACGUCAUUACACCUGAAAUGAAACGUGACCUUCUUCCCGAUUUUGGAAAGUUGUACCCGGUAGGGUCUCAACAAUUAGCUACGAGUGGCGCUGAUUUUGAGUCAGUGAGGUCGAUUGUUGACAACGUGUACGAGUACCGUGGAAUUUUCGAGACAGGUAAUUUGGAAGAUCAUUUUUACAGAAUGGAAAUGGAGUUGUGUAGAGACGCUUUCACGCAGCAGUUUACUGUCAGCACCAUCUGGGCAUGGAUGAAGUCUAAGGAGCAAGAAAUCAGAAAUAUUACUUGGAUUGCGGAGUGCAUUGCUCAGAGCCAAAGAGAAAAGAUCAACAAUUACAUUUCAGUAUACUAA